This is a messenger RNA of Terrapene triunguis (Three-toed box turtle), 385 nucleotides long. RefSeq names its product steroid 21-hydroxylase-like. Lineage: Eukaryota; Metazoa; Chordata; Testudines; Emydidae. Gene Ontology annotation, molecular function: iron ion binding; oxidoreductase activity, acting on paired donors, with incorporation or reduction of molecular oxygen; heme binding. The record is from RefSeq and is a predicted model, not a curated record. The transcript has 2 exons. The annotation marks the transcript as partial.
CCUCUUGGGCUUCACCAUCCCCAAGGGCACGACCGUGAUCCCCAACCUCUUCGCCGCCCACCACGACGAGGGCAUCUGGAGCCGCCCCCUGGAGUUCAGGCCAGAGCGGUUCCUGGAGGCGGACGACCCCCGGCUGGCCCAGCGCAACCUGCUGCCCUUCAGCUGUGGGGCCCGGGCCUGCCUGGGGGAGACCCUGGCCCGGGCCGAGAUCUUCGUCUUCCUCGGGCACGUCCUGCGCGAGUUCCGGCUGGAGCCGCCUGUGACCGGCGCCCUCCCAGUCCUGCGGGGCGUGUAUGGCACCGUGGUGCGGUGCCCCCCCUUCCGCGUCCGCUUCCUACCCCGGGGGCCCCCCCUGAGCCUCCCUGAGCCCCUAGUGACCCCAUAG